This is a messenger RNA of Cuculus canorus (common cuckoo), 1770 nucleotides long. RefSeq lists its product as uncharacterized. The transcript is spliced from 2 exons. Bases 629 to 1738 code for a protein of 369 amino acids. Lineage: Eukaryota; Metazoa; Chordata; Aves; Cuculiformes; Cuculidae. The record is from RefSeq and is a predicted model, not a curated record.
CUGCCACCCCCAAACAAUCCGAGCCUGUCUGCAUCUUGGUUUGGGGAUGAGGUGCCUGGUCCUUGGCAGAGGAGCUGGGGAUCUCCGUGUGCCGCGCUUGGCUCUGCCCUGUGUUCCCGUGCCGGUGGCAGUGGGGCACAGAGCAGGGCCGUGUCUGUGGGGAACGGGAAGGGUGUCGGAAAGUGACUGUCCCCCUGUUACUCAGCGCUGGUGAGAUCCUGCCUCGAAUCCCGGGUUCAGCUCUGGGGCCCUCACUACAAGAAGGACAUUGAGGGGCUCGGAGCACGUCCAGAGACGGGGAACGGAGCUGAGGAAGGGGCUGGAGAACAAGUCCUGUGAGGAGCAGCUGAGGGAGCUGGGACUGUUUAUCCUGGAGAAGAGGAGGCUGAGGAGAGACCUCCUCGCUGUCUACAACUGCCUGGAAGGAGGUUGUGGUGAGGUGGGUGUUGGUCUCUUCUCCCACUAACAAGUGAUGGGAUGAGAAGAAACGGCCUCAAGUUGUGCCAGGGGAAGGUUAGAUUGCAUAUUAAGAACAAAUUCUUUUCUGAAAGAGUGGUGAAGCCCUGGCAGAGGCUGCCCAGGGCAGUGGUGGAGUCCCCACCCCUGGAGUGGUUCAAAAAGCGUGUAGAUGUGGUGCUGCGGGACACGGUUUAGUCAGCACGGUGGGGUCGGGCUGAUGGUUGGACUGGAUGAACUCAGAGCGCUUUUCCAAGCUCACCGAUUCUCUGAUUCUCUCACCUCCAGGCAGCUCUCCAUCCCCCCUGACCCCCAGACCCUGUCAGCACACCCCCCAUCGGUGUCUCAGGGACUCCCCCCCGGCACUGCAGGCCGGCUGCUGCCUCCUGAGCUCAUCCGGCUUCCAAGGAAGAGGGCUCAGCAACCGAACCCCUCCUGCCCCGACCGUGCGCUGCGAUGGAACGCCCGUCCCUGCUCGCCCCGGCCCUCCCUGGGCCACACCUGCUCGCCCCGAACCCGAGCAGGGGUCCCACACGCCCCCCCGGCCCGCGCUGCCCAUUGGACGAGGCCGCGCAGUGCGCUCGGGGAGGGGCGGGGGCAUGGGAGGGGGGCGGCCAUGGCGCUGCCGCUGCUGCUGCUGCGGCCCGAGGCGCUGCCGCUGCCCCCAGCCCCGCCGCCCGACACCGGGAAGCGGGGAGCGCGGCUGCCGGCUGCCCUGGGCGCCCUUUGGCUGCCCCUGCGCGCCCCGAGCCCCGAUUGGCUGCGCCCUCACACGCCCCGCGGGGUCCUCCUCCCCCCAGCCCUGCGCCCCCCUCCCUCCUCCCUGUCCCCAUCCCUCAGCUCCCCCUCGUCCCUCCCAUCCCCCGGCAUCUCCCUCAUUUCCCCCGUUCCCUGUGCGCUCUCUCGUCCCCGUCCACCCUUCAUUCCACUCUUCCCCCAUCAGCCUCUUCAUCCCCCUCUCAUUCUCCCUCACACCCCCUCGUGUUCUCUUUCGUCCCCUUUUCUCCCCCUCGUCCCCUUUUCUGCCCCUCGUCUGCUGCUCCGUUGGAGUGUGGGUCUGUGGUCAGUCCCGUCAUUAAUUUUCCUGUCUCGCUUCACAAUUGUGGGCAGUGACCCUGUCCCGCUGCCGCCCGGACCAGUUCCAGUGGGAGCCCGGCGCUCCCUGCUUCCACCGGGAGUGGCUCUGCGAUGGGCAUCCCGACUGCACGGGUGGCGAGGACGAGCGCGGCUGUGGGACGGCGACCCCAGCAGAGCUGAGCCCCACCAGGAGGACAUCUGGUGACACCACCUGGAGGACAUCUGACAUCACAACGA